AGCGCGCAGUAUAUAGUGUUAUACGACCGUGCUUACUGCUUAUGAAUGUUUUACGGAAUUAUAACUAGCUGGCGCCUUUUAUUAUAAACGUGAAAAUUGUUAAAAACAUUAAUACGAUAUUUCUAACCGUGAAAAGAAAUUAACCAAAAUGUUAGUGUUAUUUGAAACUCCUGCGGGAUAUGCAAUUUUCAAGUUACUUGAUGAAGAUAAGUUAACAGAAGUAGAAAAUCUUUAUCAUGAUUUUGAAACACCUGAAGCAGCUAGUAAGAUAGUGAAGUUGAAACACUUUGAAAAGUUUGCCGACACUACUGAGGCUCUUGUAGCUACAACUGCUGCAGUAGAAGGUAAACUUUGUAAAUCAUUAAAGAAGAUACUUAAAAAACAUUGUAAUGAACUUCAAGAACAACUAGCUGUAGCUGAUGCUAAGCUAGGUAAUGCUAUAAAGGAUAAACUGAGUUUGUCUUGUGUCAGUAAUACUGCUAUACAAGAAUUAAUGAGAUGUAUAAGAAGCCAGAUGGAUAGUUUAUUGGCUGGUUUACCUAAAAAAGAAAUAACAGCAAUGGCAUUGGGUUUAGCACAUAGCCUUUCUAGGUACAAAUUGAAAUUUUCACCUGAUAAAAUUGAUACUAUGAUAAUACAAGCUGUUUGUUUAUUAGAUGAUUUAGACAAAGAAUUAAAUAACUAUGUUAUGCGUUGUCGUGAAUGGUAUGGUUGGCACUUUCCAGAACUUGGAAAGAUUAUUACAGAUAAUAUAGCAUUUGUUAAAACAGUAAAAGUAAUUGGGACUAGAGAGAAUACUAUAAAUUCAGAUUUAUCUGAUAUAUUAUCAGAAGAUGUAGAGGAAAAAGUAAAAGAGGCUGCUGAGAUAUCUAUGGGAACUGAAAUCUCUGAAGAUGAUAUUUUAAAUAUUCAACAUUUAUGCGAUCAAGUUAUUGAAAUUUCUCAAUAUAGAACACAAUUAUAUGAUUAUCUUAAAGCAAGAAUGAUGGCAAUGGCACCAAAUUUAACUGUUCUUGUCGGAGAGUUAGUGGGAGCUCGUUUAAUCUCACAUGCUGGCUCUUUAAUUAAUCUUGCUAAGCAUCCAGCAUCUACUGUGCAAAUACUUGGUGCUGAAAAAGCUCUCUUUAGAGCAUUAAAAUCAAAAAAAGAUACUCCAAAAUAUGGUUUAAUUUAUCAUGCACAACUUGUUGGACAAUCUUCAACAAAAAAUAAGGGAAAGAUGUCCAGAAUGUUAGCUGCUAAAGCUUCAUUAGCAACUAGAGUAGAUGCAUUAGGAGAAGAUGGCAGCUUUGAUCUUGGUGCAGAACAUAAAGCUAAAUUGGAAGCACGUUUGAGGAUUUUAGAAGAAGGGAAUUUUCGUAGAAUUAGUGGCACAGGCAAAGCAAAAGCAAAAUUUGAGAAAUAUUAUACUAAAAGUGAAUAUAUUCAGUAUUCUGUUAAUGAGGAUAUAACUCUUCGACAUGGGAAAAGAAAACAUUCUGAAAUUGAAGAUAAAAAAACGCUGAUCGAAGAAAUUACAAAGCCAGAUGAAGAAAUUACAAAACCAGUUGAAGAAAUUACAAAGCCAGAUGAAGAAAUACCUAAGAAAAAGAAAAAGAAGGAAGUUAGUGACAGUGUAGAUGAAUCAGUAACUCAGGAAGUAGCUCAGUCAGAAGAAGUUCCGACAAAGAAAAAGAAGAAAAAAAAUAAAGUACAGGAUAUAGAAGAUAAUAUUGAAUCAAGCUUUAAAUGUGAACAAGAAGGAGAGAAAGCAGUAGAAAACAUUCCUGGGAUAUCAGGGGAGCAAACAAAGAAGAAAAAAAAGAAAAAAGAUAAGGAUCGGGAGAUUGAAGAGACUACAUUUACAAAUGAAGAAACAAGUGAAAAAGUUAUAAGCGAAAAAAGAAAAAAAAAGAAAAAGAAAUCUCAAGAUGAAUGAAAUUUUUUCAACAUAUGCAAUUUAAAGAAGUAACUUUUUAAAAAUAUAACUGUUCAUUAUCGAUUGUAAACUUAUAUAUAAUUAAAAAAUUAAUUUUCUUUAAAUAUACAUAUAUGAAAUUAUGUUUUUAUAAUAGAAUUCAAUUAUAUAUUUUUAAAUAUAAACAAUAUAAUCAUACAAUUUGAAGAUAAGUGUAUAAAAAUGAUUGUGAGUCUGUGCUUUGUAAGAUGUAUUAUUAAAAUACAAAUAUUUCAAGCAUUGAAUAAAGAAUGAUCAGUAAAUAGCUUAGUUAAUAUUUAGAAAUAUGCUCAGUAUUAGUGCUUUAGUGUCUUCUUCAUUUUUAUAUAUCUUUUUUAAUAUGAUAUAUGUCUUAAAACAUCAUUGAUAUUUACUCGUUAUUAUCUAUUUCUUUUAAUAACACACUUCGAAGUUUAAAUUUUGUAAAUUCAUAGUUCUGCAUGUAUGUAUUAUCUGAUUCCAAAAUUCUUCAAUAGUAUUAAUGGAUGUUUCAUAAAAAAUUAAUUACGAAUAUCUCUAUAAAUAAUUUAUAAAUAUUUGUAUAAUAAUUGUUGUACUGAUGCAUUUAAAUAAAUUUAAUGAUAAUAUGGUUACAUGUAAUGAACCAGAAGUGGAAUCUA
This is a messenger RNA of Bombus pyrosoma, 2556 nucleotides long. It is a transcript of the gene nop5, whose product is annotated as nucleolar protein 58. Gene Ontology annotation, molecular function: snoRNA binding. The transcript has 4 exons. NCBI's taxonomy places the organism in Eukaryota, Metazoa, Arthropoda, Insecta, Hymenoptera, Apidae. Bases 149 to 1918 code for a protein of 589 amino acids. Gene Ontology annotation, cellular component: small-subunit processome; box C/D methylation guide snoRNP complex. The record is from RefSeq and is a predicted model, not a curated record.